This is a messenger RNA of Striga asiatica, 4239 nucleotides long. The record is from the annotation of a GenBank genome assembly. Lineage: Eukaryota; Viridiplantae; Streptophyta; Magnoliopsida; Lamiales; Orobanchaceae.
CAAAUUUUUAUCCCUUUUUCUAUGUUUACCUUACAGAUUUUUGCUAACAUGGAGAUGCGGAUAACUGGCCGGGCCGGCCAUCUCUGCCAAAUUCUACAAUGACCAUCGUACUUCGCCUCUUUCCCCGCGCUCCCUUUCUCUCUCAUCAUGGAGCGCCAACCACCUCUCUUUCUCUCUCUCUCUCCCUGACCUUUUCUAUCGUUGCUCCACCAUUCACUCUCCUUCCCUCCCAAAUUUUCCCCUCUUUCCUCUCUCUAACCUCCAAACAAAAAUCUCAAAACAAUACACUCAGUCCCCCCAAAUUCCACCACAGAGAAAAUGGACGACCGCCUAAGAGACGCCGACCGGUCGGCCCUGGCCGGGAUGCCCCAGUCCCCGCCGCACCGGAAGGCCCAUUCCUACAGCCAGCAGCUGACAAGCACCAACACCAACCUCAAGCGCGCCCAGAACCACCCGCGAAAUCACAGCCUCGACGAGAUCAACCUCCUCACCAACAACGGCCUCGUCACUUCCCCGGACAACUACGAAGACUUCGAUCGCUUUACCAACACCACAGCCGGCGUUUCCAGCAACCACCUCGUCGAGGCGAGCCACAUGACGGAGGGAAUCGGGAUGGGUGACGACGAGUGCGGGUAUGACGAAUCCCAGCGCCUUCCAAGGCAGCCGUUGCCGGAAUUUAUGGGCACCGGCGGAGGAGUUGGGGUGUAUAAGGUGCCCGUUAGGGCAGCGGUACACCCGAGCCGUCCUCCGUGUCUCGAGAUCAGACCACACCCUCUCAGAGAAACUCAGGAAGGGCCAUAUGUGUUGUGCCCUUUAAGCACAUUUGUGCACAAUUUGCAUGAAAAUGGAAUUAGUUUAUGCAGGUGGAUGAGAAUUGAGAAGCCAAACCUUUUUUUACAGGGUGGCAGGUUUAUACGGACGAUUGCAAGCACGGAAACACAAUUGUGGGCAGGGAUGGAAUCCGGUGUGCGAGUGUGGAACUAUUCGGAUGCAUACGAGCCAGGGAUUGGGACUGGAAUUGGGUGUGGAAGAAAGGUUCCGAGAGGGGACGAGGAUGCUGCCCCAUUUUAUGAAUCGGCAAACUUGUCACCCACGUUGUGCUUGAAGAUCGACCAAGGGAGUAAGCUUGUAUGGAGCGGGCACAAAGAUGGUAGAAUAAGGUCUUGGAAGAUGGAUCAGAGUUUCUCGGACGGGACUGCUUUCAAGGAGGGUUUCUCUUGGCAGGCGCAUCGGGGUCCGGUUCUUUCCCUAGAGAUUUCUUUUUACGGUGAGGUGUGGCCGUGGGAGUCCAUUGAGAAAUCUCUUUCUCUAUCAUCCGAGGAAAGACGCAUGGCUGCCGUGCUGGUGGAGAGAUCAGUCAUCGACCUGAAAACCCAAGUAACAGUUAACGGAGUAUGUAACAUAUCAUCUUCGGACGUGAAAUGUCUGUUAUCCGACAACGUCCGGGCCAAAAUCUGGGCCGUUGGGUCUUUAUCCUUUUCCCUUUGGAACGCGCGCACUAGAGAGCUUAUAAAAGUAUUCAACAUUGAGGGCCAGGUUGAGAACCGGGUGGACAUGCCGUCAUCUCAAGACCAGGCAGUAGAGGACGAGAUGAACGUGAAGUUUGUCUCGAAAUCCAAGAAGGACAAAAGCCAGGGGUUCUUGCAGAGGUCCCGCAAUGCCAUAAUAGGCGCGGCCGACGCUGUCCGCCGUGUGGCCAAGGGCGCUGGAGCCUUUGUCGAGGACACCAAAAAGACCGAAGCCAUUGUCCUAUCAACCGAUGGUACCAUUUGGACCGGAUGUUCUAAUGGCUUACUCAUCCACUGGGAUGGCAAUGGAAAUCGCUUACACGACUUCACCUGCCACCCGAGCCCUGUCCAGUGCUUCGUCACCCAUGGGUCACGUGUGUGGGUCGGGUACGCUAGCGGGACAAUCCAAAUACUUGACUUGGAAGGGAACUUGAUUGCGGGCUGGGUGGCAUAUAAUGAGCCUGUCGUGAAAAUGGUAAUUGGGAACUUUUACGUUUUUAGCCUGGCGACACACGGGGGUAUACGAGGGUGGAACAUCUCUUCGCCAGCGCCAAUUGAUAACAUCUUGCGAGCUGAGUUGUCGGAAAAGGACCAUAUGUACAUGACGAAGAAGAAUGUGAGUAUUAUGAUAGGGACAUGGAAUGUAGGACAGGGCCGGGCAACGCAUGGUGCGCUUAUGUCGUGGUUGGGUUCGGCAGUGUCCGAUGUUGAUAUUGUGGUGGUUGGGCUGCAAGAGGUUGAGAUGGGUGCAGGUUUCCUUGCGAUGUCUGCAGCAAAAGAAACUGUAGGACUAGAAGGAAGUUCUGUGGGACAAUGGUGGCAGGAUCACAUUGGCAAGGCCUUGGAUGAAAGAUCUACUUUCGAGCGUGUAGGUGCCCGGCAGCUGGCUGCUUUGCUUAUAGCAAUUUGGGUGAGAAAAAGUAUUAGGAAACAUGUUGGGGAUUUAGAUGUUGCAGCCGUAGCAUGUGGCUUAGGUCGUGCAAUUGGUAAUAAGGGAGGUGUAGGUUUAAGGUUGAGAGUAUAUGAUCGAAUUAUGUGUUUUGUAAAUUGCCAUUUUGCUGCACAUUUGGAAGCUGUUAACCGUCGAAAUGCCGAUUUCGAACAUAUAUUUCGAACUAUGACUUUCACUCGGUCAUCAAGUUUGUUUCACAAUGCUGGUGGUAAGCUGCUUAUUCUUGACUGCUUGUUAUCCUCCAUAUGCUUAUUUUCAAUUAUUCAUUAUAACGGCUCACCAUUGAUCCCAUUCUCCUGUUUCACAGCUGGUGCUUCAUCAGGCAAUCAGAUGCCUCGCGGUGGAAAUGCUUCAGGAGCUAAUCCUGAUGAAGGGAGGCCUGAUCUUUCCGAAUCUGAUUUGGUCAUUUUCACCGGUGAUUUCAAUUAUCGUCUGUUUGGCAUAACUUAUGAUGAAUCAAGGGACUUGGUCUCUCAAAGAAGCUUCGACUGGCUUCGAGAGAAAGAUCAGCUGAGAGCAGAAAUGAAAGCUGGUAAAGUUUUCCAAGGAAUGCGGGAGGCCAUCAUCAGAUUUCCUCCCACUUACAAGUUUGAGAAAGGCAAACCUGGUUUAGGAGGUUAUGAUUCGGGUGAGAAGAAAAGAAUCCCAGCUUGGUGUGACAGAGUCCUAUAUAGAGAUAAUAGGACAGACCCGACAAAAGAAUGCAGUCUGGAAUGCCCAGUGGUUUCCUCCAUUUACCAUUACGAGGCCUGCAUGGAUGUGACUGAAAGUGAUCACAAGCCAGUACGGUGCAAGUUGAAUGUGGACAUUGCACAUGUGGAUAAAUCCGUGAGGAGGCUGGAAUUCGGGAAAAUUCUUCACUCAAACGAUGCAAUCAGAUCGAAUCUCGAAGCUUUACGCUUUGUGCCCGAGACAAUCGUUAGCACCAACAGAAUAUCCCUUCAGAACCAAGACACAUUCAACUUGAAACUAACCAACAGGAGUGGGGAGGAGAUGGUCUUUUACCAAAUUAUAUGCGAGGGUCAAUCCACCAUCAAGGAGAAUGAAUCAGAGAUCGAUUACCGGCCAAGAGCUUCCCAUGGCUUCCCACGUUGGCUUGAGGUGACACCUGCAGCUGGCUUGAUCAGACCGGAUCAAGUGGCGGACAUAUCCAUACAUCACGAGGAAUCCCACAAACUCGAAGAGUUUGUGGAGGGAAUCCCUCAGAGCUGGUGGUCAGAGGACACCCGUGACAAGGAACUCAUAUUGUUAGUUAUUGUGAGGGGCAGCUGCUCGACCGACUUGAAAACUCACCGAGUACACGUGCGCCACUGUUUCUCAGGGAACUCACUCCGUAUAGACCUGGGAAGUAACGUUUCUAGAAGGAACGAAGGCAGUUUGCAUCAGAGGCCGGCACAUUUGAGAUGAGGUUAAUAUUAGCAUAUACCUAAAUUCGAUAUAUGUUGAGGGAGGAUGCAUGUAUGUGCACGCAUUGUUUGUUUACGGAUUUUUUAUUUUUAUUUUUUGAAUUAAAACAAAUAGGGAAUAUAUAUUUUUUUGGUUCCAAUAUCAAGGACAUAGAAUUACGAAAUUGUAGAAUUUUUACGCUUUUAUAUAGCUAGAUCGACGUCAUUGAAAUUAGGGACUGAGAGAGAAUUCUUGAUUUUAUUAUAUACUGGGUCGUGUAGAAUAUGUACAUAAUUGCAAGUUUCAACAUUCAAGUGACAGUUCAGAUUGAAUAUGAUAUUUGGUAUCACUGUCCCAGAUCUUGCAAGACUUCUGUUUUAAUAAUGGUGUGGC